GAGCAGACGUACCGCGACUUCCUCAGGGUAAGCAUGUUCCUCCAGGGCUCUCUGCUUCUCUUGGGCUUCACGUGUUUUCUUGCACUUUUCCAGGCUGCUGUUGGAAUUGAAUGUGGUCAGGGUGAGAAGGUAUCUCUACGUAGGGACAAGUGUGAACCCUGUCCCCCCAAACAGUACCGUCCAAAACGAGGGGACCAUGUAGAAUGUCUGAACUGUGUAGAAUGCAAAAACAGUAGAGAAGUUGCACCCUGCACAUCAAUUGCUAACACAAAGUGUGAGUGCUGGGAGGGCUUCUCACAUCUUCCUGGUUCCAAAGAAAUGUGCAGAUGCAAAAAGGGGUCAGGAAUUGAGUCGUUAGGAAACGGUGAAAAUACUUGUAAGCCAUGCCCAAACGGAACCUUUUCCAACAAAUUUAAUGGCAUUUGUCAACCAUGGAGCAAAUGUGACCACAAUGGUAUCAUGGUUCCAGGAACUAAUUCGUCUGAUGUCAUUUGCCAAACGACACCUGAAAACGCAGUAACGAAGGUUUCAGCUCUCACCUCGACACCCCACCCCGCCAUAGUCACGCAUCAAACAUCUGCAAACGCCUCCACUAUGGCGUCAACACGAACGGCAACCACCAAGAAGCUCGUCUCCACCGGCACAACCAAGCAGAUGCAGCUGCAGCACUGGCUCGUUCCUCUGAGCUGUGUUCUGGCUCUCCUCCUGAUACAGCUGGCCAUCAUCAAGCUGAAAGUCAAAACCUGCUUUCAGAAAAAUAAGACAGGGGUGAUUAGGCAAGAUUCGUGUGGGAAGCCGGUGGAGGAAUCUGGGGAGAAGUUUAUUCCACCUGCUGUCUGAACCCUGUGUGAUCCUCCUAUUUAUUCUGACAUUAUUCUGACAGUCUUUAAUAUUCCUUUUGAUAAAAACAAUGAUAAAAAAAAAACAAGGUAGGUAUCAUAUACCUGAGUAAACGCAGUGUUUUAGCUGUACAGUGUUUUAUUUUAUCUGCCGUGGCAUCAGGCAUCAUAAUAAAACCAGAAGGAGGUAUAGUCAGCUCAGUGUUCCAUGAUGAAUGGGAACUGAAACCAGCUAUAUAUAUAAAUAUAUAAUUAUCAGAAAGUCCAUCAGCUUAAUAGACUAUUUUUGAGUCAUUGUUCUCCCUUUUUGUCAACUUUGUGUGUUUGUCAAAGUUACAGAUGAUGAAGAUAAUGAUUUGCAUUAUGCUGUAUAGUGAUCGUGUCUUACAGGCACUGAGGUACCAGCAAGAAAUUGAAUUGUGUAAUUCAAACAUUAGAUACUAGGUGAAGAAAGUUUGUACAUUUUCUAUUUUUAUUGCCUUGUAUUUUUCUAAAAUUACUUUUUCUAAGUGUAUGUUAAAAAUGAUCAAUUUCAAUUGAGUUAUGUUAUAUGUAUAUAUGUUACAUUUUUGUUUGUUGAAUUUAAAGGGAUUACAUACAGCUCUAGAAAAAAUGAAGAUACCACUUCAGUUUCUCUGAUUUAGCUAUUUAUAGGAUUAUGUUUCAGUAAAAUGAAGAUUGUUGUUUUAUUCUAUAAACUACAGACAACAUUUCUCCCAAAUUCCAAAUAAAAAUAUUGUCAUUUAGAGCUUUUAUUUGCAAUAAAGGGAAAACAAGUUCAUAUUCAUAAAGUUUUAAGAGUUCAGAAAUCAAUAUUUGGUGGAAUAACCCUGUUUUUUAAUCACAGUUUUUUUCAUGAAUCUUGGCAUCAUGUUCUCCUCCACCAGUCUUACACACUGCUUUUGGAUAACUUUAUGCUGCUUUACUCCUGGUGCAAAAAUUCAAGCAGUUCAGUUUGGUGGUUUGAUGGUUUGUGAUCAUCCAUCUUCCUCUUGAUUAUAUUCCAGAGUUUUUCAAUUUGGUAAAAUCAAAGAAACUCAUCAUUUUUAAGUUGUUUCUUAAUUUUUUUCCAGAGCUGUAUAUAUGUAGUUUAAAAUAUAGAGACAAGCUGCUUUUUGUUUUUUUUUUUUACAUUUUUUUCAUAUUAUUGAAGAUUUUAUUAUGUACUUUAUCUGUCAGACCUCUAUUUCUUCUCUUUACUGCUUUUGCCUACUUAACCUACAAAACAUGCCCUUAGCUGGUUAUUCAGGAAGAGAAAGAUGAGAUGGUGGAAACUCAGAGGAAUUUAGGUUGGAGUUUGGGCAGCUUCAGCUUGUCCUAGAAAGCGUGUCCCUCCCUCUCCUAUAGUAUAGAGUCAGGAGGGAGAGAUAACAGAGACUCUACUGUGGAGUUAGAUUGUGAGGGGGGGGAGCUUCAGGCAUGAGCCUCCUCCCAAAAAUUAGUUAUUUCGUAACAAACUGAGAUUUAUUCCUAAACUCUGACGCUAUUUUAACAGCGUGGGUGUAAGGCAUAAAAAUAGACUGUUGAUGGGGUGUAAGAUAGCGAAGAGCAGGGUGUACAAUAGGGCCCUUUUUAACUUUUAAUAGUUACAGAGUUCUCUGUCAUUCUUUAUAAUAACUUUUUCUAGUUAUUAUGAUAAAAAAAUGUGAAUAUGCUGUGUAAGUGAAGUGUAGUAACACUGUUAAAAUCUGUUACAGCACUGCUUUAUUUUACUUUUUAGUUUUUUGGGUUUUUUUUUACACAAUAGUUUUUUUUUCCAUGAAAGUGCUAAACUUUGCACUAUUUAAGUUCACUGAACUUUGUUCCACAUUUGCAUACAAGGCCACACAUCAGAUUUCUGAAUGGGUACAUCUGCGUAGGUUCAGGAGAAGGUGCUCACUGUGGUCAUGACCUUUUUUUUGGGUGUUUCCAAGGUGCCCUUUUGUUCUUCGCAGAUGAACGAACGCCUGUGAUGAAUCAGAAGCUCCUGAGAUACUCCUCCUAAACCAAACCUGGAUAGUGUGAGACUUCUGUUUGUCUGUUUCGCUUAGUGUGGGCUGAGGACAAUAUCUGGGAAUUUUCUUUUUGUUUUAUGGUUUUGUAAGAUCUGGCCUAAUCUAAAAUCUGGAUAAUGUGGGAUUACAGAUUAAGGUACCACUUUAAAAUAAGACUACCUUUAUAAAGGGUUUAUAAAUGGUUUACAAUUAGUUUAUUAAUGGUUACUAAUUAGGUUGUAAAUGCCUUAAAAUAAUAAUUAAUCAUUAAUAAUCAGUUAUAACACAUACGUAGAAAGAGCAACAGUAUAGAUGGCUGUGGGUUCACUAUUUGACAAACAAAAGGUCAUUGUUGCCCUUUCUACGUGUGUCUAUGUGUUAUAAAUGAUUAUUAAUGAUAAUUAUGGCAUUUACAACCUAGUUAGUAACUUUAACCCUUGUGUGGUGUUCGGGUCUGUGGGACCCGUUUUUAUUUUUCAUCAAAUGAUACUAAGAAAUUAUUUUUUUCUAACUCAAACUCAUUGGCAUUGGCUCAAUUUUUGUGAAAAACAUAUAUCAAAACACAUUUUCGAUAAACACACACUGUACACCCCCCCCCACACACACACACACACAUUUAUAUUACAUACAGUAUGUUUGGCCAAGGGCUAAUAAACAUUGCUUCAUUUGUAAAUUUGAAACUAAACAGACUUUCUACUCAUAUCUUGAGUUUAAUUCAUUUUCUUUUACAUUUUAUUAAAAAACUAAUAAAAAAAGAGUAGCACUUUUUAAAAGAAAUGUAACAUAAGAAAGGUAAAGGGCAAAUAUUAACCAUGUAAGCUGUUUAUAUUGCUUGCAAUUUAGGUGAAGCAAGCAUGUGUAAAGCAUUUUAAUGUAAAAUUGCUUAAUUUUGCUGAAUUAAAUACAAGUAACAAAGUAAACGAGUAACAAAAAUAUGAACACCACACAAG
Molecule: messenger RNA, 3762 nt
Organism: Astyanax mexicanus (Mexican tetra)
Lineage: Eukaryota; Metazoa; Chordata; Actinopteri; Characiformes; Acestrorhamphidae
Product: tumor necrosis factor receptor superfamily member 16
Exons: 7
Coding region: 34-840 (268 amino acids)
Biological process (GO): regulation of cell population proliferation
Cellular component (GO): external side of plasma membrane
Molecular function (GO): signaling receptor activity; cytokine binding
Source: RefSeq, a predicted model, not a curated record